CUGCUCUGCAUCCAGAGUGGCUAAUACGUAGCAGCAGCAGCAGCAGCAGCAGUUCCAGCAGUGAGACAGCGGCACAUCACCCUCAGCGGGAGGUCCCACCGGCAGUAAGGAGGGGGAGAGCUGUUCCACAGGAGCACAAGGGAGAAAGAGCGAAACAAGGUUGGACGCAGAGCAACAAAGCAUCCUUAUCCAGCUGUGCCAGAGGCAAGAUGGUCAUUAGAGUUUAUAUCGCAACGUCUUCGGGCUCCACAUCUAUUAAGAAGAAACAGCAAGAUGUCCUAGGGUUUUUACAUGCCGUUAAAAUUGAAUUUGAGGAGAAAGACAUUGCUGCCAAUGAGGAGAAUCGAAAGUGGAUGAGAGAGAAUAUUCCUGAGCAUUGCCGGCCAACAAGUGGCAACUCACUGCCUCCUCAGAUCUUCAACGACAGCCAGUACUGUGGGGAUUAUGAUGCCUUCUUUGAAGCACGAGAGAAUAAUGCAGUCUAUGCCUUCCUUGGGUUGACAGCCCCACCUGGUUCAAAGGAAGCUGAGGCUCUGGCAAAGAAGAAUGCAGAAUCAUCAUAACUGGAAUAUUUCAGAACCGAACCAAAUGUUCCAGAGCUUUUCCAAGCCUCCAAAAUGCGCUUCAGCUAAACAAAACACUUUAUCUCUGCUAAACCCUUAACCCUUAAAUGUAACAUGGUAUUACUGGCUUCUUUGGCAGUGUAGGGGUUGGCUCUGUUCUGCAACUGAUGAAGAUGCCACUGUAUGUGCCAAAGGGAACUCUUUAAUUAAUAAGGAGACAGAAGAGAAAGGCGAUCAUAGAAUACAUAAUUGUCAGUUUUGUAAAGUUAACAAGAUUAUUGUAAAUUAUUUGAUAUCUGGUUGGUGCCACCCCUUCUUCCUUUCUCAGAAAAAUGUAGACCUGAGACAAUUGUGUGAUUUCCCUUUCAACACAGGGAAUUGGGAAAUCAUUUGCAACACUUUCCUAAAUGCUGACCAGUUUCUCUUUUGUACAUCUAAAAUAUCUUUUUGUAAUGAUGAAUCUUAAAGGAGGUGUAGAGCACUGCAACACGGGGACACAAAGAUGCACUUAAAGAUAUUGGUGCAGGGACCAUGAACACGGUACUGAUUCAGGUUACCAUAAUAAAGUAUCUGGAUUCUAAUUUGUUUAAAUGGUAGAAAGAUAUAGCUCCAAAUUCCUGUGCUGUAAGGCUGGUCCAGAUAGAAUUUAGACACCAAAGGUAAAUCUCACCCCAAAUUGCAUACAAAAAAGCAUUCAGACAGAAUUCACAUUUAGCCUGCUCUCUCUCCAUUCCUUUGGGCCAGUCCAAUAGUUUGGGAACCCCUACACCCCUAAACCUGAGUUUACAAUUCCCAUCAUACUUAGCCAGCAAUCCAUAUAUUUUUACUCUUAAGGACAUAGGAUUGGUAUUCAUUUACAAUAUAGCUUGCUUGUAGAAUAAAUUUACUUGGAGAAUGGAAAUAGAAUGACAGGUAAUUUAUUUUGAAAGGUUCCUAAAACACAUACAAAACAAAUCUUAUACAUUACUAACCCAUUGCUGUGUUUUACCUAAGGCAAAGUUCCCUUUACAGUAUAUUGUGCUCUUGGGCACAUGACCUACAAGAAGUUAAAAAGGGAACUUUGAUCUGAUGAUUUACUAGUUUUGUUUCUGUUUUCAGAGAUCCAGUAUUUGCCAUACUAAUCAAACAUUUAAAAUAAAUACAUAAAUAAAAUGUUUUUCUUUUUAAAUGAAAAGAAAUAUAUUGUUAUAUAUUAUACCAAAAGUACCUUUCACUGUCACUGUCAGGGUUUGACCUCAGUGCAGUUGUUGGUCCUCAAGCCUUCAGUUCCUUACCUUCCCUUGCUUUGCACAAAUCUCUUCUUUGCAAGUUUUAUUAUGAUUAACAGGUAGAAAAAUAGAACACGUGCUAUAAGCUUUACAGGAAUGUGCUAAGCACUAUAGGCAGAAGGCUUUUCUUUUCAAUUAACAGAAUGCAUUAUGCUCCUCCAGGCCUUCCUACCCUGAAAAGUAGUAUAAUCCCAGUUGGCGUGCAUACACACUGCCGUACUUAAAAUAUACAACUGCACCAAAUGGGUAGAAGAAAGUUUCUUGAAGAGAGAAAUAGCAAUUAAGCAGAUGUCUGUGCUAAAUCUAACUGUAGACAGGUUUUUGUUUCCAGCAUAUGUUAGAAAUAGUUUGUUUAAUCUAAAAUUUAAAUCCAGCACUGUCAGAUUCUCACAGAUAUCAGUUCAAGAGGAAGCUCUCUGUUGGAUCUCUUAUUUAUAGUAGGUUGGACCAACAUUUUAAAAUACUUAUUGAUAAUUGCCAUUGGUUAAAAAAACAAACUGGGGUAAGGACUACAUCACUUUUAUAAGUGUGUCCAUAUGGUACUUUGAUUGGACAUCCUGCUAAAAGUCUAAUUCCUUGUACAUAACAGAUUUCCCUACAAGAAUGAGCCUUUACAAUAGAUCAUGCUACUUGCAGGCGAGGCACUUGAAACUGCUAGAAUGCACUAUGUGUAAUAAUUGCUUUAGUUUGCUUACAUUUUGUUUUUAAUAUUAAAAUACAUUUACUUUCUGAAUAUAACUUUUUGUAUAACAUUUCUUUAUGAAUAUUGCAAGUGCUGUCCAAAAUCCGCAAGACAUUUUUAUAUUAAAUCAAUUCAAUUUUACAUCAGACUUUGGGCAUUGGGUCACUCUAUAAUGCUAUACAAAAAUAUAGGGGAUGCUAGAUUCAGCUUUGCACAUUUUUCUCCAAAAAUAACAUUUAAAACUACAUUUGUUAUAGAAAUAAGGUGUGUAUCUUCUUUUAUGUAACAUACCUUUGGAAAUUUGAAUGCAGACUUUAUUGGACGCCCUUAGAAGAACUUACGGAGAGGCCUUCAACUGUGAAGGCUUGUGUGGAACUAGGAGAUAAUGUGCCUUCUGUAUAUUUUUUUUAAACUACUAACUCUGAAAAAAUAUACAAGUAGAAUAAAUUAAAUUUUGAGGGCUAUUUUCUAUAGAGAAAACUAUCUCUAACCGUUUCUCAGCUUUUCUUUGCUCUGAUUCUUUAAUGAAUGACUCGGUUUAUGCCUACUGACACACUCACUCAAUACUUUAUGUUUCAGAAGGGCACAUUUAUUGACAGUGGGCAAAACUGGCUAAAUGCAGUAAUCCAUACUAACGAAUCAGUAUUAAUCUGUGUACUGAUUACUGAGAGCAAGUGGCUGAUUGGUAGCUGUGGGUUACUGCACUGAACUGGUCCAAUAUCAGGCAAUGAGCUAGUCUCUUCCUCCUUUCCUCAGGAUAAGCCUAUAUAUUUUUAAUUGGUAAAAUGCAUGUGGCCAAAAAGGAAUAUUCUUUAAGAAACCAUUAUUUUCUCCAUAUGCCUUGAUUAAGGUUUGAUGCUCCACCCUUGUCAACUGUAGAUGUAAUGCGUGCUUUUACAUACCCAGGCUUUUAGGUGCCAUAGAGGAGUGGAAUUUCAUAAAUCUUUGCCCUUGGCCUGACAGAAAUGGCCAGUGGAUGAUGGGACUUGUAGUUUAUUUGGUCACCUCUAGCCUAUUCCUUUAAAUGCUCACUUGCCAUAUAGAUAUAUCAUGGUGUGUAAUAACAGAGUGGGCAACCAUAGGGAUUCUAGCUGCAAGAAUUCAUUAAGCAAUGAACAUACAUAAUUGCAUUUAACUAAGUUUUGGAAUAGCAACCUUUUCAGGUAUGGUGCAAGAAAUGAAUGUUUCACCUGACAACAAAAAGCUAAAACACUCCCAAACCCUGGUGUCUUAAUUGCAACAAAAACAAUCAUGUUUUUUUUUUUGCUGAACAGCAUAUUUCACAUACUGAAAAUGUUUGCAGUUUUUAUAUUUCAUAUGUAAAUUUAUUUUCUGUUUAAAGUUCCUAUUUAGUUACAAUUACUGCUAAUAUUGUCUCACUCUUGUGUUCAAUAUGUGUAGAACUGUAUCAAGUCUUAAGGGAAAUGAUUUCUUUUACAAGUUGUCUUUAAUAAAGGAAUGGUCAAAUGCA
Molecule: messenger RNA, 3984 nt
Organism: Xenopus tropicalis (tropical clawed frog)
Lineage: Eukaryota; Metazoa; Chordata; Amphibia; Anura; Pipidae
Gene: sh3bgrl
Product: SH3 domain binding glutamate-rich protein like
Exons: 4
Coding region: 210-563 (117 amino acids)
Cellular component (GO): plasma membrane; cytosol; nucleus
Source: RefSeq, a predicted model, not a curated record